ACAUUUGGCUUGUGAAUAUCUUUGAUACUUAUUGAUUUAAUGUUACAAAAUUCAUCCUAUCCGUAUCCUUGAGCCAGCUCAGUUUAUUUUUUUUUUAUUUUUAUUUGGUUUCCGUGUUUUAAGUGUAUUAUAAUAGCUUGGAAAUUUGACGUGGUUAUUCUUUGUUAGACAAUAUACUUAGUCAUUUGUAUCGUAUGUUUUUUUUUUAUUUCUGGGCCAAAUUCAAGAAUGUGUACAAUAUAAGCGUAAAAUUUUAAGACGUAGAAACGAUCAGAAAUAUUUUUAAAAUGGCACAUUUUAGACGGGAUUUUACGUAUAGCGCUUUAGACAACGAAUUGACUCCUCCACUCGCGAGAUCUGUUGAAAAUACCAACAGUCCAACGUUAAUUACCCUGGACCAAGAACAUGACGAUGCUACUAAUGUUAUCAUCCACAAAGUACCUCAAACCAAAAGCAGAUGGAAUCACAUAAAAGAUUUAGAUUCAUUCUUUACUAGAAUGUACAGUUAUUAUGUGAGAGGUGGAUUUUAUCCAAUGAUAAUGUCAGAUUUUUUUUAUUUACUACAAUUUAUAUUUAUUGUUUGGUUUUCAACAUUUCUGGUGCACUGUGUUGACUACCCAAGACUUUUUAGAAAUGAUCCUGAAGCGAACAGAAGUGAAAAAUUAACUUUAAAUGAUGUAAUAUUUUCUACCUCCGUGUGUGUUAGCCACAUUUCAUGGACUUGGUGGUGCCUCAUUACCUUAUGUUGUAUCAUUUGGAUAAUGAAAUUUUUUAUAUCCAUGUAUCACUUAUACUAUGCAUAUGAUACAAAAUUAUUUUAUAACAAUGCACUUAAAAUUAAAGAGAGUGAGCUGACAUGGGUGACCUGGUCGACUAUACAAGACAGAGUCAGGGAAGCCCAACCUGAACACCAAAUGUGUGUUCACAAGCAGGAGAUUAACGAAUUAGAUAUAUAUCACAGAAUACUCAGGUUUAACAAUUACAUGGUGGCUAUGGUAAAUAAAAAUUUACUUCCACUUCAAAUACAUGUGCCUUUCAUCGGUGACUUCCAUUAUUUAUCGAGGGGUUUAAAAUGGAAUCUGGAGUUCCUGCUGUUUUAUGGCCCGUGGGAAAGUCGUUGGCAGCUUCGAUCGGCCUACAAGGAUCAUACAAAACGAAUGCUUCUAGCCAGACAGUUGGAGAGACAAAUAAUUCUACUAGCGUUAGUGAACUUAAUACUUGCACCACUCAUUCAGGCCUGGCAGAUACUUUACUUCUUCUUUAACUACGCAGAGCUAAUAAAGCGGUCACCCGGAUCGCUCGGUCUACGUACAUGGUCUCUGUACGCUCGAGUGACUCUCAGACACUUCAACGAGUUAGAACACGAACUGCGGGACAGACUUAACAGAGCACACAAACCCGCAACCAAAUACCUCGCCAGCUUCAGCUCGCCCAUCACCACUGUUCUUGCAAAGAAUGCGGUGUUUUUGUCGGCGAGUGUGCUCGGUGUACUGGUAGUGUUGUCGGUAUACGACGAGGAUGUUCUUACAGUGGAACAUGUGCUUACCAUCAUUACUAUACUAGGAUGCGUGCUGGCUGGAGCUAGGGCGUUGAUUGGUGAAGAGGAGCGUCUGGGCGGGUCCUGUGGUCCAGCUCGUGGUGAGGAACUGUUAGUACAGGUGCUAGGACACGUGCACUACCUGCCGGCGGCGUGGAGAGGCCGAGCUCACACCAGACACGUGGCCGCACAUCUACAGCACAUGUUCCAGUUCAGAGCGGUAUACAUACUUUUUGAACUAUUGAGCCCUCUCCUGUGCCCUUUGGUGUUGUUCCAACUACGUACUCGCGCUGUAGAUAUCGUGGAUUUCUAUAGAAAUUUCACAGUUAGUGUUCUUGGUAUAGGAGACGUCUGCUCAUUUGCUCAGCUCGACAUUCGUCGCCAUGGUCAUCCUGAUUGGCAGACACCCGGAAAAUAUGGAGAAAAAGGUGCCAACACUCAGUAUAACCAGGGCGAGGGUGGUAAGACGGAGCUGUCUUUAGUGGCGUUUUCAUGUCGUCACCCUGGCUGGCAGCCGACUGAGCCCACACAAAGACAGUUCCUGAGAUCGCUGCGUCAAACUAUGACGCAGGCAAUACCGACCAAUAACGCCCUCAAUAAAACAAUGCUGGGUUCCUACAUUCAACAAAGCAUAUUUGGUACAAAUACUCCACUGCCAGCUGUUCUGUCUUACUAUCAACAGCAACGUCAACAGUACAGACUUCCCGAUAUGGACGAGAUAAGUGAUGAAGAAGACGCGGCCGGGCUUUCUGGUGUCAGUGCCCUCGGGCUCCCUGAUGUACCCGACGAGACAAGGGACAUGUCCGUCAGCACACUGCAUUUAUACGAUUUGCAUCUAUCGCAGGCGGGACGAAGCGUGUCAGCGUGCUGUACGAACAACUGUGGCGAGCGCAGGAGUGACGAGCGUCGUGUGACCAGCGAGCAGACGCCACUCCUGCACCGACCAUAACACCGGGAGAAUUCGACGCACGCCCAGUCCUUCCCCGUCUGGGUGUAGCGGUCGAUCUCGUGGGUUUACCCACGCACACACGUAUAUACGUCAUACACACAUAUACCCAUUAUAACAUAUACUGUCAAACGAACCCUUCAAAAUUUCUACCAAAAAGUGUUUGUAAUAUUUUACAUCUGUUAUCGUUUUCACAUCAAAGACUUUUAAAACUACAGAUAAUAGGAUGAAAGUGUUUUACCAGCACGCUUUUGUAGUUCUGUUAAAAAUCCGAAAAUUAAAAAUGCGUUUUAACGUAACUUUAAUAAUUUUUAGUGUUAUUUAAUAUCAUAGGAUGGAAAUGAACUAAAAAGUCGGAAUAAGGAUGUAUGUAAUUCAUAAAUAACAACUCGUCUAAUCAUCGAAUGAAAGAAUAAUUCCUAAGAAGAUAAGUUGGAAGCAAUACUCUUGUAACUCAAUAGAGUAUAUACUCCUUUAACUCAAAUAAUAAUUUGGGUUGGAAGUCUACCAAAUCAAAUAUGUUCUAAUCGAUGGAACCCUAACAGUUUAAAGACAUUUGCGCUUUUAACCUUUUUUACGGAGCACAUUGAGACAUCGGCAUGAAUUAAAAAAAAAAUAUAUUGACGUAGUAAGCGCAAACUUUGAUGAUAGAUGUUUUGCUGCAUUUUUCCGGGACAAAUAUAUUUAUUUGAAUGCUUUAACUCAUAAUCGACAAGAAUGUAACUUAAAAAAAAUAUACAAAUUAUUAUAUAAACACAAAUGGAAGAAAAAAACAUUGUGUAAAUUAAACUCAGAAAAUAAAUACAUUUUCUACCGUUAUGACAUUACAUACAUCCUUAGAAAUUAAAGUACACAAAAAAAUAUUAAAGGUAUGAUACUUAUACGAGCGAAAAUAAAAUGAAAAUAUUGUAACAGUCCGUUCUUGAUAACAUUCUGUUACAUAACUUCACGGAUAUAUUGUGAAAGAAAAAGUUAAAAGUUAUAUUCUUUUAUAGGCAGUAGUUUUGAUACAUAUUUAAACCCUACUUCACUGAAAACGUUACAACCUGUGGCUGAAAAAAUGGCAUAAAAUCACUUGUUUGAGCACUGAAAAUUAAAAAAAUCUUACAAAAUGUUUUACAUAUUUAUAGAGUAGUUACGAAAUAAUAUGAAAAAUUUUGUGUACUUUAAACGUUAUAAACAAUGGGUUCUUAAAAAUUACAAAAAAUAUAUAAUUUCCUUUAUAGCUGAUAUGAACUCGAAUACACCAAGGAAGUAUCUAGAAGAUUUUUCGAUUGAUUCGAUUUUUAAUAUACGAAAAAUAAGAAAAGUUAACGAAAAAAUAUAACUACGCGGUAUUGCCAUAUUUAGGGAGUUUGUGCGUUUUUUACACACGACCUAACUAUCCAUGGGCUAUGCAAUAUCUUUUGGUGCUAUAAAAAAUAUAUCUACUGUCGUCUUGAGUGUGAAUAAAAUAUAGUGUCACCUCAGUCAGACUUUCGUGAUAGACUUCGUUAAAAAAAUACGUACAAAAUACAAGUAAAAAAAGUCGCUGAAGAUUUCCUACAGGCAACAUUGUGUGUAUGUACUGGUGUUAAGGUAUUUGUGUAGUUUUUUUUUAUUCCUAUGUCAAUGAAAUUCCAAUGGAAUGGCUUAAUGGAUAUACUGAAAAACUGUUAGGGUUAAUUGUUUCAAGAGAAAUCUCGUUUGACCAGCGUUUACUGAUCAUAGGUAGUCGUACUUUAAAUUUUACUUACGCUUUAAGACUUAACUCACGGAUUACGAAGAAGAUGAGAAGCUUAAACAUUUAUAUUAUAGAAAGUUCAUUGAACAGAAUUUAAUUUAAAACCUUUUGGUCAGAAUUUAUUACUUUGACAAGUAACCCUUCCAAAUAAAAAUAGUUUGGACAUCCGCUCUUCAAGCUGUUUGUUUUUACGAAAUCUAAAUAUUCAACGUCUUGUUGAACUAGCGGAUAGGACUAUGUGAUAAUUCUUCUUUUUUUUACUCAAACGCAAAUACAGAACGAUUAAAAGUGCGCAAAUAACAAACUUUCAUGAAAAAAAAUCUAAUACCAAAACUAUUCGUAAUCCCAUAACUUUUUAAACAAACGCAACGAUAUUUUUGUAAUCUUUAUAAAUAUUGUAAACUAGUUUGGGUAAAGUUCAUUCCGUAUAACGAAAUCUGCGGGUUUACAAGAUUACUGCAAACAUUUUAUUGACAUCGUUACAACAGAGCGUAUGUAUGAUUUGCCUUUUUGAAACAUCCUUGUGGUCAUAUAAAAUCGUAAUCCACGGUGUUCUAAAGAUCAACUUUAACGGCGUUCCAAAAAUAUGUUUCGUGUGACAAAAAGAUAUAUCAUGCAAAGAAAGUGUGUAGGUAUGACAUUCUUCCAAGUUAUCGCUUUCGUGCCUUUAGCAAUUGUCUUAGCUAUUUUUAAACACUUUCACGACUACGCGGCUUGAGAAUACACGGUAGUCGAUGAUUACAUAUUGUGAUAUUAAAAUAUUUUAAGUGUAAGUUCUUACAGUCUCUAUUUAACUUCUAUAAAAGAUUGUGGAAGUGGAAAUUUAACAAUAGAUUCGAAUCUACGAAGAACUUUAAACAUGUUUGUUCUGUUCUCAUAUUAUCAGUCAUUAGAUUUUUGGUUGUUUAUUGAUAUCUAGUAAUUGCAUGUAUAGAAUUAGCGUAGCGUUUUAAUAUAAGUUUGAAUAUUAGUUUGCGUGACAGUUGAAAGAGUGGAGUCUGAACGUGUCUCGUCUAAGGCCAAUUGUUUAACGCACAUGGAGUUUGCCUCAACAAAAAUAAUUAUGGGAUUCAUUAUGACCUAUAGUUUUAAAUUUAUCAUAUAAAGUGAAAGCUAUCACAGAAACUAUAUAUCUGUGAAUUUAAAUUGGCCAAUUACUUAAAUUUUAAUAACGUCACUAUUUUGUGGAUCUGUGUUAAAAUGAGAGCGUGUUAGUUAUACAUUUUUAAUUAUGUACAUUAUUUUACAUUUUCGCAGCAGUAAAUAUUUUAAGGACAACUUUCCUUAUGAUGCAAUCAGUUGCGUUCGUUAUUUUAUUAUGAAUUAAUUUUAUCACAUCGACAUAAACAAAAACGCUUGCUCAAAUCGCUAAGUUUUGGUGGUUUUGUAUUGGAUUGCGUAACGAAAUAAUAAGGUACAUAAUGUCAACUUUGUGAUAACGGCUUAUGAUACAAUGAGUACACGUUUUAUAUAUAGCAUUAAAAGUGAGCCUUUAAAAUUUAUCUGAUUAAAUAAAAUUAUAAGAUAUCGUUUUUUUAUCUACAAAAAAAUUUAAAUCUUUCUCUCUCCUUCAUCUACGCCAGCAUUGGACCAUGCCAACGAUUCAUAUGGUUUUUGUAUUACAAUCGUACAUAUUUUUUAUGAUGAUCAAAGUGUUUGAUAUCCUUUGAUUUAUUUAGGUUUGAUUCAGUAACUGUCAAUUUUAUAUAUUUGUAUUCAAUAAUAAAUAAGAUUCACCGUUUGUUACCAUACUAUACAAUGAUAAUAAAGAGUCGUUAUUUACAGUAUGUAAUAUUUUUAUUGCAAUGAUAUUUUUAGGACAGAAAUAUUGCAAUUAUUCCAAAAAUAAUCAUAUAAUUUCUUAUAAAUUACAAUGAUAAACAUAAAAUGAAGCAAGAUUUUCUUUGAAGCCGAUCUUUUUUUUUUUAAUAGUAUCGCGUUGACAAUACUCUCACAUAUAUUUUUUUAACAAAAACUUAACAGUGCCAUAUGAGAUCUCUGUGACUUAAGUUACACACCGGAGUCUCCCACUUAAAAACAAAACAUUUUCAAUAUAGUGAAUCCGAUGGAUGUUCAUCCUAAUGUCUAUGUUCAGACAAAGUUGAGAUCUUUAUAGCCUUACAAAGGAGCAAAGUUCUCUCAUUAUUCAACUAAGUCGUCAUGAAUGUUGCUCUUAUUUUAAAGCAUAAUGAAAAUUAGGCAAAUGAAUUUGUUCCACAAAACUGUCUUAUGCAUAUGCUUAAUAUGUCUGUCCUCACUUUGCACCCCCAUAUUGUGGUGUAACCGUAAAACGUACCUGGUCGUUAUAAAUUAAUAAAUUCAAUAGUAUGUAAGCUUUUAUCUUAAUUAAUUAGCCUAAAUCCGUUUAGGAUCAAAGUACAAAUCGUUGUUAUUUCUCGUACAAGACAUUUUGAAUUGAACUGAAUAAGAUCUUUACACAUGCUCAUUAAAAUCCAUAAUAUUAAAAUAUAUACUCAUGUUCGACAUUAGUAUUUCAUUGGAGCACUAUUGAGCAAUGAUGCCACCUACCAAACGACAUUUCUGAAUUGGGUGAUAUACAUAAUGAUCCGGUUUUCAAGAAAAUAUACUUUUUGACCUUUUUAUAUUCACCAAUUACUUAAACGAACAUUUUGGGCUUUGAUUGAUUUAUCAAAUACUUGAAGUAUAAUUUUUUGUAUGACGUUCAAACUUCAAAUGCUAGCGGUAUGUGAUUUAUUCUGUCCUACAGCGACUUGCUUCAUUAUUAUUGAUAUCUUCAUUGGGUAGAAUAUUUUUGUUAAUUCAAUUAAGAUGUACUUAUAUGUAUUAUACCAUCUGGAUUCUUACAACUUGUGCUCGUGUGCUCAUUGGAAGAGCAAGCCAAUCGAAUCUAUUGGUAUUUUUGAUGGUUGUGCAUCAUUUUUGUACGUAGCUACCUCACAUGUCACGAAAAUUCACCCUCGAGAUGUCAAAAGUUCACACUAAAUUGUUUGAUUGAGAUAAUAAUGAAUCAGCAGUUAACUUAUUUCGUAUGUUUAAUAUAUAAGUAUUGUUUUACUCAUACAAAAUAAGUUAAUUCCUACUAGAUGUAUAUAUUUUUAUACCUUUUAGGUAACGAAAUAUUAUCUUUCGUAUAUGUCAUAGGUAAUGAGCAUUAAAAUAAUAAGCAAUAAUUUCUACUAUAGCUAUAUAUGAGUCGUGAGGUUAGAUGAUAACUUUAACGUAUUAAAAAUAAAAACAAAUAGGAGGUGUAAAUAUAUGUUUGUACUAGUUUUAUUCGAAUCACAUAAUUCAAACAAAUUAUUCAUAUAAUUGCCUUAAUUCUAAAACGCGUCUACCAUUGCGACCUUUUAAAGCGAUGACCUAAGAUUUUUAUCUUUUUAAACGUAUUUACGAUUUGUCUUAAAAUUGCAAUGUAAUAAAUAGUAGAUAUAAUAUGAUGUUUAAAAUUACAAUUAAUAUUAUAUCUCCCAUAAACACCCAAAAGAACAUUUUGCAAGUACAAUUAAGUAGCGUAAGCAUAAUAAAAUUAAGUUAAAACAAUAAAAAAAGAAAAAAAAAACUGAUGUCUAUUAUACCAUUAUCUUACUAAUAAUAAUUUAGAAUUUCUUGAUAUUCGAUUUUGUACUUACUAUUAUCGCUAACACAAGAUUUUUACCUUUAAACUUUUGUAAGGUAACCAAAAAAAAAAUCAAAAAAGCUUUAUAUUAAAAAAAUAUAUGAAUGUAGUGUAAUAGUUAGUAGUUCGUAAAAUGUAUUUAUAGAAAUUUUAAUAUGCUGUUCAUGAUAGUAUUUUUGUAACAUAUAUACAAGCUAAAAAAAAACUAUAAUCUUCAGUGAUGGAUAACUAAUUUAAUAUAUAUAUAUAUAUAUAUUAUUUGGUUUAUAUAAGAUAUUUUAUGCUAUGAAUAGUAAUUUUAAUAUUUACAGAUCAAUCAUCUCCGUUUAUUGCACUAUGUGUUCACAAUAGAUACGAAAUUGUAGUCAGUCUGGAGAGUAGAGAGUGAGGAUUUUCAUUUGUACAUUUUUAGCAAUACUAUGAAUAUUUAUGAAAAACCUUACUAGUGUCAGUGAUACAAAGCAAAAUCAGACUAAGCACAAUAUCGUAUUUUCCGAGUGAACUUUUUUAGUAAAAAUUCAUUAACUAUCAACAUUUGUUUCUUUUUUCUUCAAAUAUAGUUUCGGUCUUUAUUUCAUGUUCAGAACAACUUUUUAUAAUAAUUGAAAUCACUAAUAUGUAUGAAAUUAGUGUUUCGGUAUGAAGAUACUUUGCUGGAUGUGUUCAUAUUUAUGUCCAUGUAAUUAGUUAAAAUUAUAUCAUAAUAGCUCAAUUUAUUUUUGUUAGUGAUCUUUUCUAACCUAUAUUAUAACAUAUCGUCGCUGUUUGCACGAACGCAAGGGGUGACAGUUUUAAAUAACCGUGCGGCGCAUGACUAUUAUAUUGACAAUUUGGGAUUUAGUUCUUAAUUGUUUAUUAACCAAAAUUUGUAAAUAUCUAGUUCAAUUUAUACUAAGUUAAGAACCUACUCGGUAAGUGUAUUGUGAUAUCACAUAUUUUUCUCUUUAUGUUUUACUCAAAUUCAUUAGUCAUUUUAUACAUUGAUAUCGAUGUAUGUUCAAAAAUAUUUUUUUUGUUUUAUUUUAAUAUACAUUGUUGCUGUUAGCCCUGCGGCUUUGACAGCGUCACUGGGAGAGUUAUAGUUUUAUUUUAAUGCAAGGGACAACAUUUCCUUUAAAUUGUAUGUUAGUAACAUUGAAUAACUCUUUCAUAGUAUGCAAUAAAUUAUGUAUCUAAAA
Molecule: messenger RNA, 8982 nt
Organism: Danaus plexippus (monarch butterfly)
Lineage: Eukaryota; Metazoa; Arthropoda; Insecta; Lepidoptera; Nymphalidae
Gene: Atg9
Product: autophagy-related protein 9A
Exons: 15
Coding region: 288-2486 (732 amino acids)
Biological process (GO): autophagy of mitochondrion; protein localization to phagophore assembly site
Cellular component (GO): phagophore assembly site; autophagosome
Source: RefSeq, a predicted model, not a curated record